CUUUCUUUGUUGGAAAACCUCUUUCUUCAACUCUUUUUCUGUAUGAAAACUGACUUGAUCCUUAUUAAACUCGGAUUGGUGGCACGUCGUCUUUGCAUUGGGUUUCAGCGUUAGGUUCUUGCAUCUUACAUUACCUAUUAUCACUACUGCUACUAUAUCUCUCCCCUCUCUUUCUACCUAACUGUACAUUAUUUGUUAUAUUCCAAACCCUUCUUAUCCAACAAACCCUCAAGUAACUGUCUCCUCCUGCUUGUUCAAUCUCGAUGAGUGCUGUUUUCGAAUUCGAUGAAGCCGAUCUGGCCAUUAACAGUGGCGAUCAUGGCGAUGACAACGAUUGCGACUAUGGCGAGGUUGCGAUCGGCAAUAGUGGUGGUCGUACCAGCGUCAACAAGGGCAGUAUCCUCAGCAUUUACAACAGCAAUAAUGGCGGUCUUGAAAGCGGCUAUGCCUCAGAAAACGAUGCAGCCGAGCCGACCCCAAUCGCGGCUGGUGAACGACUGUACGAAGUGCCACUCGCCGAAGACUAUGUCUCGUCCUCCGUUCAAGAAUCAAAACGUACACACAAAAAGGCGUGCAAGGCCGACUUUGAAACUUUAAAAGUGCUUGGCCGUGGAGCUUAUGGCAAAGUGUCACUCUGUCGUCAUGUGGAAACGAAUCAACUGUACGCAAUGAAGGUAUUAAAGAAGGCCUCAUUGUUUGUGCAUGCGAAAAAUGCUGAACAUACCAAGGCCGAGCGUGAAAUUCUUGAAGAAGUCCGACACCCGUUUAUUGUGCAGCUCCUGUAUGCAUUUCAGACGGACGAUCGCCUGUACUUGAUUUUGCAAUAUGCCAUGGGCGGAGAACUGUUCACACAGAUGGCUGCAGGUAUUUGCGUUUAUUUGCUUUUUACCCCUUGCAUAAUGUCAUGCUGUUUACUGAUUGCUGUUUUUUUUACUACUAUUGUCAUUGCGAUGAAUUUAGAGCAAAUGUUUUCUGAAGAAGUGGCACGUUUCUACAUUGCAGAACUUGUGCUCGCAUUGGAGCAUCUUCAUUCGCUCGGUAUUGUGUAUCGUGAUUUGAAACCCGAAAACUGUUUGUUGGAUGCCGAAGGCCACGUGCUCUUGACGGAUUUCGGUCUUAGUAAACAAGCCCUCGGUGCGGAUGGCAAGGCUAAUACCAUUUGUGGCACGGCCGAGUAUAUGGCGCCUGAAAUCCUGAUGGAGAUGCACUAUGAUAAAAGUGUUGAUUGGUGGACGUUGGGCAUUUUAAUGUUUGAAAUGCUUACGGGCGAUACUCCGUUCCGUGCAAACAAUAAGAAGAAAACGCUUGAUGCCAUCCAGAACAAGAAACUAAAUGUACCUUACUAUGUUACCAAUGAUGGCAAAGAUUUACUAAACAGACUCCUCCGUAAAAAUCCAAAUGGUCGUCUUGGAAGUGGCAAUGAUGGCACCAAGCGCGUGAAAUCACACCGCUGGUUCCGCAAAAUCAACUGGGAAGACCUCAAGGCACGCAAAAUGACACCUCCCAUUAUACCUGUUGUUACCAAACCUGAGCUUGCUGAGAACUUCUCUGACAAGUUCACAAGCGAGGCGAUCAAAGAAUCACCUGUGGAUAACCAUGGAGCAUCCCUCGAAGCACAUAUGAGAGAUUACUUUCAAAACUUUAGCUACGUUGCUCAUUCGCAUGUUUUGACAAGUGCUUUUGAUAAAAAUUAGCUUUUUUGCUGCCAUUUCAGCGUAUGCACAUUUUCCAUACUUGAUGGAUCAGUAAAAGUUGUCUCAUGUGUAAUAUCGAUCCUUCUUAUCAUCACUUCAUCGAGGCAAUAUCACAUUAAGCGUUCUGUAAAGUGGCCGCAGGCGGGAAUUCUUUCCUUCUGUUUUUAAAGUUUUUGUCUUCGCUUUCCAC
Messenger RNA from Zychaea mexicana, 1884 nucleotides. Its product is annotated as kinase-like domain-containing protein. The transcript has 6 exons. The record is from RefSeq and is a predicted model, not a curated record. NCBI's taxonomy places the organism in Eukaryota, Fungi, Mucoromycota, Mucoromycetes, Mucorales, Lichtheimiaceae. Gene Ontology annotation, molecular function: ATP binding; protein serine/threonine kinase activity. Gene Ontology annotation, biological process: protein phosphorylation. Bases 264 to 1694 code for a protein of 476 amino acids.